Oryza brachyantha (malo sina) is the source of this 1191-nucleotide messenger RNA. Its product is annotated as glycine-rich cell wall structural protein-like. The record is from RefSeq and is a predicted model, not a curated record. The coding region runs from base 1 to 1191 and encodes 396 amino acids. The transcript has 2 exons. NCBI's taxonomy places the organism in Eukaryota, Viridiplantae, Streptophyta, Magnoliopsida, Poales, Poaceae.
AUGGGGAGAGCGGCGAGGCGUGCGCGGGCCUUGGCGCUCGCGGCAUUGGUCGCGGUGCUGGUUGUAGUGGCAUGUACAGAGGCGCGGCUACUGGAGAAGGAGACGUUGGGCGGUGGAGGAGGUUUCGGUGGUGGGGGUGGCUUUGGCGGUGGUGCUGGGCUCGGAGGAGGCGGUGGAGCAGGUGGUGGGUUCGGUGGAGGGCUUGGUCAUGGUGGAGGUCUUGGUGGUGGGUUUGGAGGAGGUAAAGGUGGUGGCCUAGGUGGUGGUCUUGGCGGUGGUGGCGGUGCAGGUGGUGGUUUUGGUGGAGGGCUUGGCCAUGGUGGAGGUCUUGGACACAGUGGUGGCCUUGGAGGUGGGUUUGGUGGUGGGAAGGGCGGUGGCCUCGGUGGUGGAGCUGGCGGAGGAGGCGGGCUAGGUGGUGGAGCUGGGGGUGGUCUUGGUGGUGGUGUAGGUGGAGGUGGAGGACUUACUGGUGGUGCCGGUGGAGGUGGUGGGCUUGGCGGUGGUGCGGGAGGUGGACUUGGUGGCGGUGGUGCCGGUGGAGGCGGCGGUCUUGGUGGAGGUGCCGGUGGAGGUAGUGGCGGUGCAGGAGGCGGGCUUGGUGGUGGUGCCGGUGGAGGCGGCGGGCUUGGCGGCGGUGCCGGAGGUGGGCUUAGUGGUGGUGCCGGUGCAGGAGGAGGCCUGGGUGGUGGUGCCGGUGGAGGCGGCGGGCUAGGCGGUGGGGCUGGAGGCGAGCUUGGUGGUGGUGCCGGUGCAGGAGGAGGCCUGGGAGGUGGUGCCGGUGGAGGUGGCGGGCUUGGUGGUGGUGUUGGUGGAGGCGGUGGGCUUGGUGGUGGUGCCGGUGCAGGAGGAGGCCUGGGUGGUGGUGCCGGUGGAGGCGGCGGGCUUGGCGGUGGUGCAGGAGGCGGGCUUGGUGGCGGUGCUGGUGGAGGCGGUGGACUUGGUAGUGGUGAAGGAGGAGGCCUAGGUGGAGGUGCUGGAGGUGGGUUUGGUGAUGGUGCCGGUGCUGGUGGAGGUGGUGGACUCGGUGGUGGUGCUGGAGGGGGUGGUGGCGUAGGAGCUGGAGGUGGUUUUGGGGGUGGCAAAGGUGGUGGCUUUGGCGGCGGCCUCGGUGGUGGUGGUGGCAUUGGUGCUGGUGGAGGAGCCGGAGGUGGUGCUGGUGCUGGCUUUGGCGGAGGCGCUGCUUAUUGA